Psammomys obesus (fat sand rat) is the source of this 2135-nucleotide messenger RNA. It is a transcript of the gene Sri, whose product is annotated as sorcin. The record is from RefSeq and is a predicted model, not a curated record. Gene Ontology annotation, molecular function: calcium ion binding. The coding region runs from base 50 to 646 and encodes 198 amino acids. The transcript is spliced from 8 exons. NCBI's taxonomy places the organism in Eukaryota, Metazoa, Chordata, Mammalia, Rodentia, Muridae.
GCGCACGGGCGGAGCCGCGGACGCGCAGGGCGGAGGCGCAGUCUGCACCAUGGCGUAUCCCGGGCACCCUGGCGCCGGCGGCGGGUACUACCCAGGCGGGUAUGGAGGGGCUCCCGGAGGGCCUGCGUUUCCCGGACAAACUCAGGAUCCGCUAUAUGGCUACUUUGCUGCUGUGGCUGGACAGGAUGGACAGAUUGAUGCCGACGAGCUGCAGAGGUGUCUAACCCAGUCUGGCAUUGCUGGGGCGUACAAACCUUUUAAUCUGGAGACUUGUCGCCUUAUGGUUUCAAUGUUGGAUAGAGAUAUGUCUGGCACGAUGGGGUUCAAUGAAUUUAAAGAGCUCUGGGCUGUGCUGAAUGGCUGGAGACAACACUUCAUCAGUUUCGACAGUGAUCGGAGUGGAACCGUGGACCCCCAGGAACUGCAGAAGGCCUUGACAACGAUGGGAUUCAGGUUGAGCCCACAAACUGUGAAUUCAGUUGCAAAGCGAUACAGCACCAGUGGGAAGAUCACUUUUGAUGACUACAUCGCCUGCUGUGUCAAACUGAGGGCGCUCACAGAUAGCUUCCGAAGACGGGAUUCUGGUCAACAAGGAGUCGUGAACUUCUCUUAUGAUGAUUUCAUUCAGUGUGUCAUGACCGUCUAAGCCUCGAGGAAGCUGUCUGAAUACAUUCAACAUUCCAACUGGAGCCCACACUCGCUUCCUUCCUGCCUUCAGUGCUGUGUGUAGACCCCCGCCAACACUCCAUGACAACUACUGAACAGGAUUAUGACUUUAUAUAGAACCGAAGCUUCAUUUUUAAUUUUGAUAAUAAAUUCUUUGGAAGUUUAUGAGAACAAGUCUGUUACACCAGUCAGACCCUCCUGAGCCAUUAUUAAUUAUGCCUUAUUUCCCUGCUAACCCUCUUUGAUAUAAAGUAUGCAGAAUGUUUAAGGAAUACCACAUAUUUUCUCAUGAUGUCUGAAAUCUUUCAUCAGACUUAGCUGUUACCCUUUCUCUCCCUGAGGAAUGUGGUUGAAAGUUUUGUGUGGGCUAGCCUUAGGUAAGCGAUGUCGAUCCACAAGGGAGCAAAGCAGAGCAGUGAACACAGCAGUCCACACAUUACAGAGAAAGCAUAAGCUUCAGGACUUAACUGGUUGAAGGCCUUAUGAGUGGACAGGGCUAUUGGGAUGACUGUUGUCUGCCUCUUUAAAACCCUAUAGAUAAUCGGAGUGGCAAAUUCUGUCACCAAGUCCUUCUUUGUGAUCCAUUCAAACUUUUGUUAAUUAUACUUAAAAAUCAACUGUCAGAAAAACAAUUAAAGGAAAUAAGAAUAUAUAGUAACAGUUUAUUUUUGACUAAUGAGAUUUUAGAGGCCUUUAAUUUCCUUUAUAUAUUUCUGUACCUCCCAAAUUUUUUAUAAUGUAUAUGCUUCCAUUUUAGAACCAGAUGUCAGGGGUCCAGAGACAGUUCGGCAGUUAAGAGCAGGUCCUGCUCUUACAGAGGACUAAAGUUCCCAGUACCCAUGUUGGGUAACUUACUGUCGCCUCUGGCUCCCAUGGGCACUUGCGUUCACAUGCAUAUACCCCAAUACAAACAUAUAUGCACACACAUAAUUAAAAAGUAAGUGAAACCCAAGCAGGUUAAGUUUUAAAACAUGGUUGACCUCCAGUUUUGAAUGUCAUUUGUUCAUGCAUGUAAGAGAUGGAAAUGAACGUCUCACUGAUUGACCUGGCUGUAACCACUGGGAGUAGGGUCUUCCUUCCCACUAAAAUUUCCAAGCAUUUUCUAAUAGCUUAUUAGAUUUUACACACACAAACACACACAUGGGAAAGAAAAUGUUUUUCAAAUGUUUUAAUCAUUGUCUUGCUGGCAAUGCCUUGCUGUGUAUGUGGCUUAUGUUAGGACAAGACACUCAGUGUCUGCAUCAUUGAAAAGAAUACUUACCCAUCGCAGUGGUUCUGACUAUGCAAAAGUACGUUGCUAUAAAGCAUAUCUCCAGUGUUUCUGUUAUGUAUAGUUUGGUUGCUAAAAAACAGAACAACCUUCUGUCUCUAGUGACGUCCCGGAUUGUUUCUGACACAGUGUAAAUAUGACCACUGAAGUGAAUGAUUAAGUAUCAGCUGGUGAAAUAAACAUUUCAUAAGCAUCUUCA